AUGUGGACAACAACCUGCGGCUUACGGGGCAAGAAGCUCCAUCUAGCCAUCACCAUCACUUCCGUCGUGGGCUUCUCCCUCUUCGGUUAUGAUCAGGGUUUGAUGUCUGGUCUUAUCUCCGGAUCUCAGUUCGUGAAGGAGUUCCCCCCUUUGGACGACUCCAUCCGCCCCAUUCCCGACGGUUAUAGCAGCGUGAAAGCCUUCACAUCCCAUGUCUCCGUUCUCCAAGGUGCCGUCACGGCCUGUUACGAACUGGGCUGUUUCUUCGGUGCCAUCUUCACUCUCUGCUUCGGUGAGCGUAUCGGCCGCACUCCUCUUCUGGUGACUGGUGGUGCGCUGAUGGUUCUCGGUACUGCCAUUUCCACCGCUGCUUUCGGCCCUCACUGGGGUUUGGGCCAGUUCGUCGUCGGCCGUGUCAUUUCCGGUCUCGGCAACGGCAUGGACACUGCUACUAUCCCCGUCUGGCAGUCCGAGUGCUCUCGCGCCCACAACCGUGGUUUCCUUGUCUGCUUCGAGGGUGCUAUUAUCGCUGUCGGUACAUUUGUCGCAUACUGGAUCGAUUUCGGUCUUUCCUACGUCGAUUCCUCGGUCCAAUGGCGUUUCCCCGUCGCUUUCCAAAUCGUCUUCGCUCUCGCCGUCAUCGUUGGAGCUCUGAUGCUUCCUGAGUCCCCUCGUUGGUUUGUCAUGCGGGGCCACGACCAGCAGGCAUUGGAGGUCCUGGCUGCUCUUAACGACAGCACCGUCGAUGCAGAGGAUGUACUCACCGAUUACAACCUGAUGAAGGCCGACCUGAACGCCCAAGAGGGUGCCAAGGCCAGCUGGACCACCCUCUUCAGGUCUGGCAAGACCCAAGAAUUCCAGCGCAUGAUGAUCGGUUGCUCCGGCCAGUUCUUCCAACAGUUCACUGGCUGCAACGCUGCUAUCUACUACUCCACUCUGCUGUUCCAGAACAACCUCAACAUCAAGGGCAAACUGUCAUUGGUUUUGGGCGGUGUCUUCGCCACGGUCUAUGCUCUCGCAACGAUCCCCUCUUUCUUCAUGAUUGAGAGGGUGGGCCGUCGCAAGUUGUUCUUGAUUGGUUUCGCUGGUCAAGGUCUUUCUUUUAUUAUUACCAUGGCUUGCCUGAUCGAUCCCACCACUCAAAACGCCAAGGGUGCCGCUGUCGGUAUCUUCCUGUUCAUCUGCUUCUUCGCCUUUACAACGCUGCCUCUGCCCUGGAUCUACCCCCCGGAGAUCAACCCUCUUCGUACCCGUACCAUGGCUGCCUCGGCUUCCACCUGCACCAACUGGAUCACUAACUUCGCCGUCGUCAUGUUUACACCCGUGUUCUCCUCCACCAGUGGCUGGGGUAUCUACCUCUUCUUCGCCCUUGUCAACUUCAUCGGUAUCCCCUUCGCCUGGUUCUUUUACCCUGAGACCGCCGGCCGCGAUCUUGAGGAAAUCGACAUCAUCUUCGCCAAGGCCCACAUUGAGAAGAAGUGGCCUUACCAGAUUGCCAACCAGAUGCCUAAGCUCACUGUUGAGCAGAUCUCUCAGAUGCAAACCGAGCUGGGUCUGGAUACCUCAGAUCACCAGGUCGCCUCCGAGUCUGAGAAGGCCGAGAUCGCGAUGAGCAGUGGCGAAAGCGUGGAGAAGCACGCCUCGAACUAG
Penicillium atrosanguineum is the source of this 1650-nucleotide messenger RNA. RefSeq names its product glucose-inactivated glycerol proton symporter STL1 (gene mfsA). NCBI's taxonomy places the organism in Eukaryota, Fungi, Ascomycota, Eurotiomycetes, Eurotiales, Aspergillaceae. The coding region runs from base 1 to 1650 and encodes 549 amino acids. Gene Ontology annotation, cellular component: membrane. The transcript has a single exon. The record is from RefSeq and is a predicted model, not a curated record. Gene Ontology annotation, biological process: carbohydrate transport; transmembrane transport. Gene Ontology annotation, molecular function: carbohydrate:proton symporter activity.